ACCAAGUGAGGAGAUGGUGAGUGAAGGAGCAGCUUUUAUACAAAUUGUGUCCCAUAAUAUCCACACCAAUCUUCAGGCAGUCUGACUAUCCUGUGGGCAAUCGGGGUGGAAAUGUCCAUUAUGCUGUGUGAGAAGAUCCAGCUGAGAGAGCUGUUUACUCGAAGGAUCGCAACGUAGUACACCAGAGAAUACAGACAGGAUAGAAGCUACAGAUAGAUGCUGACCAUCAUCCAAGGAACAACUGCACACCUGUGGGAAGACACCCAGUCCUUUCACAGCAUUGCCCAACACAGAAAAGGCUGGGCAAUGAAACCAUCAUCUGGAAAUCAGUUGGGACAGGGGGACUUUGAUGCAUCAUCAGAUCUGAAACUAGUCAGUGGUGUGAGUCAUUGAGUCUUCCAUCAGAACCAACCUUUCUGAAGGUUCAGCUAUGGGUAAUCAGUCAGGGUGAGGCCAGGAAGAAAUGUGAGUGGGCUCCAAGUGUGGUGAAAGCUUAAAUCAUUCAUCGAGCCUCAUGAAUCACUGACUCAUUCCCACAGGUGAGAGGCUGUUCAAGUGUGAGGUAUGUAAGGAGGAUUCUACAGGCUCAUCAGAUCUCCAAACAGACAAGCUGCAUCAUACAAGGACAGCAACAUGGAAGGGAAACCAUUUAAGUGUGAGGUGUGUGACAAAUCGUUCUCACAUUCGUCUUACUUUCGUAUACAUCAACGCAUUCACACAGGGGAGAAACCAUUUGAGUGUGGGGAGUGCAAAAAAUCAUUUGUUCAGUCAUCAUAUCUCCGCAGACACCAACGCAUUCACACUGGGGAGAAGCCAUUUACGUGUGAGGUGUGUAACAGAGGAUUCACAGAACUAUCGAGCCUCGUGAAUCACCGACGUAUUCACACAGGAGAGAAACCAUUCAUGUGUGAGGUGUGUGACAAAUCAUUCUCAAGGUUAUCAAAUCUUCUUGCACACCAGCGCAUUCAUACAGGGGAGAAACCGUUCAAGUGUGAGGUGUGUAACAGAGGAUUCACAGAACUAUCAAGCCUCAUGAAUCACCGACGUAUUCACACGGGAGAGAAGCCAUUCACUUGCGAGGUGUGUGAUAAAUCAUUCUCGACAUCAUCAAACUUCCUUGCACACCAACGAACUCAUACAGGGGAGAAACCAUUCAAGUGUGAGAUUUGUGAUCAAGCUUUUGUGAAGGCUUCGAAUCUUCUGAUUCACCAGAGGAUUCACACAGGGGAGAGACCUUUCAAGUGCGAGGUUUGUAACCAAUCCUUUUUGAAGUCUGGGAACCUUCGUGUCCACCAACGCAUGCACACCGGGGAAAGACCAUUCAAGUGUAAGGUGUGUAACAGAGACUUUGCACAGUCAUCAGCUCUUGUGGGUCACUACCGCCUUCACACAGGUGAGAAACCAUUCAAAUGUGAGGUGUGUGACAGAUCGUUUGCAAGAUCAUCAACACUCCGCACCCACCAACGCAUUCACACUGGGGAAAAACCGUUUAUGUGUGAAGUAUGUGACAAAUCCUUCUCGAGGUCCUCACAGCUUCUGCUACAUCAGAGGAUUCACACGGGAGAGAAACCCUUUAAAUGUGAGGUGUGUGACAAGGCUUUCACACUGGCAUCGACACUCGGGAAUCACCAGCACAGUCACAUUGGAGAGAAGCCAUUGAGGUGUGAUGUGUGAGAGAAAUCUUUCUUCAAGACGUCAGACCUGUAUGUACACCAGUGCAUUCACACAGACGAGAAACCAUUCAGGUGUAGUAUCUGUGACAAGGCUUUCACCUACUCCUCUGAUCUCCCAAAUCACCAGCGGAUCCAUGUAGGGGGAUAAAUCAUUCAAAUAUGAAGCACAUGACAAGUCAUUCUAUCACUCACUAACAGUCCGCAGACACCAGCGUAUUCACACAGGGGAGUAGAUGAUCAUAUCCUAGUGUUCUGCGAAUCCUCCUUUCGGGGAGGCAAUGGCCUAGUGGAAUUAUUGCUGGACAGUUAAUCCAGAAAUCUAGCUAAUGUUCUGGGGAGCUGUAUUUGAAACCCACCAUGGCAGAUGGUGGAAUUUGAAUUAAAACAAAAUCUGGAAUUAAGAGCCUAACAAUGACUACAAAUUCAGUGUUAAUUGUUUGGCAAACCUAUUUGGUUCACUAAAGUCCUUUGGAGAAGGAAAUUGCCAUCUUUACUGGGUCUGGCCAACAUGUGACUCUUACCUGCCCUUUAGGCAAUUAGGGAUGGACAAUAGAUAUUGGCCUAGCUAGCGACACCCUCAUCCCGUGAAUAAAUAAAAAAAAUUUUAAAAUGGUCAUUGCUCCAGAGGAUCCACGCAGGGCAGUUAUCUUCUGGUCUGAGAUUUGUGCUAAAGCAUUUGGAACAUCUUUGACCCAUCUGGGACACACAGGGUGAAACACAUCAACUGUGAUCUUUGUGAUAAGAUUUUCACCCAGUCUUCUAGUCACCUGAAGCAUCAGUGGAUCCAGAUUCUGGAGUGAAACCAUUCAGGUGUGAGGUGUGUGACAAGACUUUCACAAAGUCAGCGUAUCUCAUGGUCUAUCAAUGUACUCACACAGGGUAGAACCCUUAUUGGUCUAAGUUCUGUAAAAACCUUCACAUUGUUGCCAGACCCCCUAGAAUAUCAAUGAGACAAACCCUUCCAGUGAGACGUGUGUCAGGAUUAUUUUACCUUUUCCUGUCUCACCGUACACUGACAUCUCCAUAUGGAAUUGGAGCCAGGACACCUGAUUCCAUUGCACUGAGAGUUGUCUGUGUGGUUUACCUUCCAAUGAUGUUCCAAAUCACUGUCUGUCUUAGCAGCAUCUGUCUCAAACCUCUCCCAAAAUCAUUCCAAACGUUUGAAGAAGACCAAAUGUUUAGAAGCUCCCAUACAAACUCAGCUUCUUUUCAAUGCAGCAUUAGGUACAAGUCACUCACUGACUCUCACUCUGACCAAGAAGACAAUCAGUGACUCAGUGGUCACAAAGGCUUCAGCUUCUGAUCAACCAGCAUAAGGACCUGGGGAGGAGCCGUUCCUGGGGUAGUGAUUGAGGUACCUCGAUUAGCCUCAGUGUCUCUAGUCUAAGGGGGAGGAGAAUCAGCCAGGGAUCCUAUUCCUCAUCAAUGAGCCCAGCUGGGAAGUCAGGGGGAGGGCAGGAUGUGUCUCGGCUGUGACAGUCUCCUUUGUCUCACAACAUUCACUGGCUGGCUCUCCACAUGCUGAAUGGCCACUCGGAACAGAGCACUAGAGGCCAAUCAAUAUCCACUGUCUAUCCUACAGGUCUGUACUUUGAGGAUUGGAGGGAAUAUGAGAGGACAACAGUUGCAUUUGUGUAGCGCGAUUAUAGAGUAAAACACGUCAAAGUAUUUUAUAGAGACGUAAUGAGACAAAAAUUAACACUGAGACUGAGAAGGUAAUAUUAAGAGGAGAUUACAAAACUGUGGCUGAAGAAGUGGGAUUUAAGGAUCUUCCUGAAUAAGGAGACAGAGAUGAAGAUGCAGAAAGGGUUAAGAAAACAGCUUUAAAGCAUGGAUAUUGGAUGUCGUUGUUAAUGUUAAGGCUUGGAGGAGUGCAGAGACCUUGGAGGGAGAUUGGGCUGAAGGUGACAAUGAUUGGGAAGGGUGAGGCCAAGGAUUAAUUUGUACUUGAACAUGAGAAUUUUAAAUUAGAGGCACUGGGGGACUGGGAACAAGUGUCGGCCAGUGAGCACAGAGAUGAUAGGUGUGAGAGUUAGGACAGAGAGCAGAGAGUUUGAGCUGAGCUGAGCGUUAUGGAGAGUGGAAGAUGGGAAGCUGAUAGUAUUGAAAUGAGGAACAAAAACAGAAAUUGCUGGAAAAGCUCAGCAGUUCUGGCAGCAUCUGUGAGGAAGAAAUCAGAGUAUUGAAAUGGUCUAAUUGAGAAGCAGCAACAGCCUGGAUGAGGGUUUCAACAGGAGAUAGGGAGUAGUGUGGUGUUGGAAAUGGGUAAUGUCACAGAGAAAGUAGGUGAUCUUUGUAAUGAAGAGAGUGUGGUGCCAGUAACUCAGCUGGCAGUUGAAGAAACCAGCACUGACCAAUUGUUAUUGGAACUGAGGGUGGAGAGAAUAAUCGAGAAGAAUUUAAGGAAUAUAGAACUGGAUUAAUCCCUUGAGCCUGUUACACCAUUCAAUUAAAGCAUUUACUCUAUCUACCUGCCUUGACUCUGUAAACCUUGACCCCCUUUUUUAAGAAUAAGGCUGCAUUUGCUGACAUCAACAUAUAUACUUUAAACACUGUGUGUGCAUAAAACUGGAGGGAGGUUGGGUUUCCGGGAGGGGAGAGAUUGAGACCCGGGAGAAGAGGGAGAUUUGGACGGAGAAGCGCCGGCCAUUUAGGGCCCCCCUCCCCAACACUGGUCAGAUCUUUUUCUCCUCCCCUCCAACCUUGAGUAUGUUCUGCCCUCUGGCUCUUCCCAUUCCAACUCCUCUAGCUCUCUCUGCUAUCCCAGUGUCAACUCCUUCCACACCCAGCUUCUUGUGUCCCUAUUUCCCACCUUUCUCUGUCCUCAGAUCUGCCCUACUUCCUGAUCUGCCCUCCCCUGCUUCCAAUCCAUCCACCCCCCCCAGCACCGCAAUUUCCACUCUCCAGGGUCCUGAUCAAUUGUCCUGCCAUACUGUAGGUAAAGGUGAGAUAUGGGGAUACAGAUAGGUUGGGGGCUGAGCGAUGAUGGGGUCCUGGGAAGACAGUUGGCAUGGAGACCCUGGAGAGAACUGGAGGAAUGGUAUGGUGGUGGUUGGGCAGGAAGAAAUCUGGGGUGGAAAGAGGUUGGGGGGGUGUGGGUGGAGAAUGUGAGAAGCGCCUUUGAUUUCCCUCAGCCCACCGGUCCGCUCUGGAACCGUGUGCACAUGCGUUUUCAAAGUCUGCAAUGCAGUGUCAGUAAACAUUGCCUGACAAUAAACUGAAUAAUUUCAGUUUUGAAACUUCCAAUUGUCUCCCAGCCUCCACUAAUUUUUGUGGUCAGAGAGUUCCAGAUCUCUAGUCCCAUUUUAAGACCAUAAGAAAUAGAAACAGGAGCUGCCUGAUUGGCCUUUCAGUCGGAUCAUGGGUAUUCUGACAUCCACUUUCCUACCCUUUCCCUGUAACUCUUGAUAAGGAAUCUAUGUAUUUCAGCCUUAAAUAUAUACAAGGACUCUGCCCCUGCAGCUCUCAGUGAUAAAGACUUCCAAAGAUUCACAACAUACUAAGAGUCUUAAACUGACACCCCUGUCUUCUGACAAUCUGCCCUCUGCUCCUAGGCAUGCCCGUUAAGGGAGACAUCCUCUCGACAUCUUUCCUGUCAACUCCCAUAAGAAUCAAUGUGCUUCAGUAAGAUCACCUGUUAUUCUUCUAAACUCCAGUGGGUCCCAACCUGUUCAGCCUUUUUGUGAAGAAGUAUUUACUGACAUCAUCCCUGAACAACCUAGCUCUAAUUUCAAUGUUCCAACCCUUUUUUUAGAUUCCACCCCCCCCCCACCCCCAAACAGAGGAAUACUUCUGUCAGUGGUAUUCUGAGAGAUUUUCCCUGAUGUGACAGUGAGUGUGUGUGUUUUCGUCACAUGAGCCAGCUGUCUUGAACAGGUCUGGGGUAGAAUCAGACCUUGAAGAGGCUCUUGUGUUGCAGUGAUAAUGUCCCUAUCUCUGAGCCAGGAAACUGGCAUUUAAGUAAUAGCAUCUCUGAACAGAUUGAUUUGAAAAUCUGUUUCAGGGAAUGUUUGUACUGUGUUGUCUGGGAGGAUGGCUAUCCUCUUGUGAGGGAGUGGGAGUGAAUCUUUAUAGAUCUGAGUUCUGCCUUAUACUUUUUCCAAGAUUCGUUACAUGUUGACAGGUUGGAAAAGAGCUUGAGUUAUUGUUUUGUUAUUUUGGUGUAAGCUGAACAAUGUGAUUGUUGCUUGUGUUCUUUCAAUCUUCUGCAUUGGUUUAUUGUAAAUCUCAUUUAAAAAGAAACUACCUGAUCUGCAACCUGGAAUGUUCCUAUUCACUGAAACAUUCAGGAUCCUACAGUAAGUGUCCUUAGACGAUUUAUUGGUCAAUGUCACUGUGGACUGAGACAUUUUCUUCAUCAAUGGGUUUAUAACUUCUAGUUCACAGCAUCAUGUUUGCUCAAGAUACAAAGACUUCCAUUUAAAUAUCAACUUUCAUAAAUUCAAGAUGUCUGCAAGCACUCUCCAGGCAAUAAAAUACUUUCAAUAGUGUCUUGCAGGAAUAUAGGAAAUGUGUCAGCCAGUGUGUGCAUAGUAAGAUCCCCAUUUCAGCAACGUGAUAAUGACCAGAUAAUCUAAUUUUGUGAAUGACUGCGGAAUGUAUAUUCACUAAGAUAUUAAGGAUUACUCUGCUACUUUGCUUCAAUAGCAUCAUGGGAUCUUUUACAUUCACCACAGCGUGAAUGGAGAUUUGGAUUCUGAAAGAUGGUACCCCACAUAGUGGAACAUUCCUUCAAGUGUGAGCCUCAGCGUUCAGGUCACUGGAGUGAGGCUUGAAGCCACAACACAAGUCAGAAACGAGAUUGAUUAGUGAGCCACGUCCA
This is a messenger RNA of Rhincodon typus (whale shark), 6495 nucleotides long. RefSeq names its product zinc finger protein 271-like. The coding region runs from base 634 to 1674 and encodes 346 amino acids. Lineage: Eukaryota; Metazoa; Chordata; Chondrichthyes; Orectolobiformes; Rhincodontidae. The record is from RefSeq and is a predicted model, not a curated record. The transcript is spliced from 2 exons.